AGUUGUUUAUCACUUCACUUUAGUAAGGCCUGAGAUUCUUCCGAGCAGGGGCUCUGCAUCCCAAGAGGCAGUGUCAACUGGGAUAUUUCUGGUAAAUCUGAACGCAGAGCAGGGUGCCAGCCCCUGGGGGACUGUGGGUGGGGCUUGGGGAGUUUGGGUGCCAACCCCGAGUGACAGAUGGAUGGCCGGUUCAUGUGAGAGAAAGGAGGAGACACGUGGGCAGAUCAGUCUGGAACGUAAGAGUGCCUGCAAAGCAGUCACCAGGCAGAGAAGGCAGAGGAACUGAAGAGAAGAUCAGAAAAGCAAGAAGGGCACAGCCUGUGACACACUGGCCACUUGACCAGCUACUCACCGAAAUUAGAAGCAAAAUGUCCCUGAAGUUGCCAAGGAACUGGGAUUUCCACUUGAAAGGGGAGGCUACAAAAAUAGGGAUCCAUGUAUCUACCAGGCAGUACAGUCAAAGAAAUCGCCACAAACCCUGAAGAAGCUGGGAAAUUUGUCUUUGAAGUUACUCCAGCCUCAAGUGACCAGAACCGCACAGGACAAGACUCCUAUGUCCUCAUGGCCAGCUCCCAGGUAGAGAUGGAGGAGUGGGUUAAGUUCCUCAGGAGAGUUGCUGGCACGCCCUCUGGAGCGGUGUUUGGCCAGCGUCUGGACGAGACCGUGGCCUACGAGCAGAAGUUUGGCCCUCACCUGGUGCCCAUCCUGGUGGAGAAGUGCGCUGAGUUCAUCCUGGAGCAUGGUGUGAGUGAGGAGGGCAUCUUCCGCUUGCCGGGGCAGGACAACCUAGUGAAGCAGCUGAGAGAUGCUUUCGAUGCAGGGGAGCGGCCCUCCUUUAAUAGGGACACAGAUGUGCACACGGUGGCCUCUCUAUUAAAGCUCUACCUCCGAGACCUGCCAGAGCCUGCGGUUCCUUGGAGUCAGUAUGAAGGCUUCCUGCUCUGUGGGCAGCUCAUGAACGCAGAUGAGGCAAAGGCUCAGCAGGAGUUGGUGAAGCAGCUUUCUAGCCUUCCAAGAGACAACUACAACCUCCUGAGCUACAUCUGCAGAUUUCUGCAUGAAAUUCAGCUGAACUGUGCCGUCAACAAGAUGAGCGUGGACAACCUGGCCACUGUGAUUGGAGUGAACCUCAUCAGGUCGAAGGUUGAAGACCCUGCUGUGAUCAUGAGAGGGACUCCUCAGAUCCAAAGGGUGAUGACCAUGAUGAUCAGAGACCACGAAGUCCUCUUCCCCAAGUCUAAGGAUGCACCACUCUCACCCCCUGCCCAGAAAAACGAUGCCAAGAAGCCUCCAGUGCCCCGAAGCUCUGUGGGAUGGGAUGCCACUGAAGACCCGCCCCUUUCUAGGACAGACAGCUUCAGUAACACAGCAAGUAGUCCUGAUGCCACCAGCCCCACUGGACCACAGCCAGGUGACCAGAAUCAGGAAGACAGUGGAAAAGCCCCCAGGGAAAACCCAGGAGACUGGAAGAUACAAUCCCGUAAAAGGACUCAAACGCUCCCCAACCGGAAGUGUUUCCUGACGUCUGCAUUCCAAGGCUCCACUAGCAGCAAACUGGAAAUCUUUAAAAAUGAGUUCUGGUCUUCAUCUUCAGAGACUAAGGCAGGAGAAGGACACAGGAGAACUAUGUCUCAAGACUUGUGCCACCUUUCCAAUGACCAGAGGACUUCUACUUAUGAUAAUGUCCCCACCCCACCAGAGUCCCAAGGGAUCCCACCAGGUGCACUCUCUCCCCCUGCCAGUGACUCCAAGAGAGAUGCUCCCAUCAGCACAGACUCUGAAAUGGAGUCUGGAAGUAAGAACUCUGGCGAGGAUGACCUUGAUUCUUUGCAGAGGAUGGUCCAGCACCUACAAAAGGAAAUAGAAACCCAGAAGCAGAUGUAUGAGGAGCAGAUUAAAAACCUGGAGAAGGAAAAUUACGAUGUCUGGGCUAAGGUGGUAAGGCUCAAUGAAGAACUGGAGAGGGAGAGGAAGAAAUUCGCGGCCCUGGAAAUCAGCCUUCGAAAUGUGGAGCGCUCCCGGGAGGACGUUGAGAAGAGGAACAGAGUCUUGGAAGAAGAAGUCAAGGAGUUUGUGAAAUCAAUGGAAAAGCCCAAGACAAAGACCGAGGCUUGAGGGUCUGAGUUGUGUGGCAGGGACAGUCAACUCCACUUCUCCAUGCUCCUAAUGAUCAGGAAGCAGGGUUACCUCCUGGGAUGGACAGGGUAUCUGAGGGGAUGCGCCACAAUUCUCAGCGAAUACACAGAAGAUGAGAGUGAGCAGGAAAACGCCAGGACACUUGCGGCCGUGUGCAGUGCUCCAAGGAUUGCGUUAUUCUACUGUGGGAAGAGUGAAUUGGAAUCUUCUAGUGCAUGACCAGGUCCAAAAGGAGAUAUUUAAAGUGUGUGGCAUCUCAGGACCCCAGGCCAGAGCUAGGCCAAGGCCUCAGUUCUUUGUUUUCUAUGUGGCUGAGUUGCCUGGUCAGAUGGCUCUGGUCUGCUCUGAAACAUGGGCAGAAAAUGAUACUUAGCUUUCCAGUGCUAACCAACUGAGGGCUGCUUGGAGAGCCUGGACUGGUAGAACCAGAAUCAAACAAUAUUUAUGAAGGCAAAAUGGGUGAGAAAAUUAUAUUCAAAUAAAGAAAAUAGAAAA
Molecule: messenger RNA, 2631 nt
Organism: Arvicanthis niloticus (Nile rat)
Lineage: Eukaryota; Metazoa; Chordata; Mammalia; Rodentia; Muridae
Source: RefSeq, a predicted model, not a curated record